GAUUUCGUCACCUUAGCGACACGCGCUUUUUCCGGUGUUAGCAGCUAGCGGUGCGGCGCCUAUUCUUAUCUCCGCCACUUUCUUUUUCCCCACUUUAAUUCGAGUCAAGAAAUGGCCGCCGCCGGCGUGCAGAGUCGGAAGAGGCUCCUGAAGGACGAGGACAUGACCAAGGUAGAGUUUGAGACCAGCGAGGAGGUGGACGUCACCCCCACUUUCGACACCAUGGGCCUGCGGGAAGACCUGCUGCGCGGCAUAUACGCUUACGGGUUUGAGAAGCCGUCGGCCAUUCAGCAGCGAGCCAUCAAGCAGAUCAUCAAAGGCAGAGAUGUCAUCGCCCAGUCUCAGUCUGGAACGGGGAAGACGGCCACCUUCUGCGUGUCGGUGCUGCAGUGUCUGGACAUCCAGGUGAGGGAGACGCAGGCGUUGAUCCUGGCACCAACCAGAGAACUGGCCGGACAGAUCCAGAAGGUGCUGCUGGCACUGGGAGACUACAUGAACGUUCAGUGCCACGCGUGUAUCGGAGGGACCAACGUGGGUGAGGACAUCCGCAAGUUGGACUUCGGCCAGCACGUGGUGUCGGGAACGCCGGGGCGAGUCUUCGACAUGAUCCGGCGCAGGAGUCUCCGCACGCGUGCCAUCAAAAUGUUGGUUCUGGACGAGGCCGACGAGAUGCUCAACAAAGGUUUCAAGGAGCAGAUCUACGACGUGUACCGCUACCUGCCCCCCGCCACGCAGGUGGUCCUCAUCAGCGCCACGCUGCCCCACGAGAUCCUGGAGAUGACCAACAAGUUCAUGACGGACCCCAUUCGCAUCCUGGUCAAGCGUGACGAGUUGACGUUGGAGGGCAUCAAACAGUUCUUCGUGGCCGUGGAGCGCGAGGAGUGGAAGUUUGACACCUUGUGCGACCUGUACGAUACGCUCACCAUCACGCAGGCCGUCAUCUUCUGCAACACCAAGAGGAAGGUGGACUGGCUGACGGAGAAGAUGCGAGAGGCCAACUUCACCGUGUCGUCCAUGCACGGGGACAUGCCGCAGAAGGAACGCGAGUCCAUCAUGAAGGAGUUCCGCUCGGGGGCCAGUCGCGUGUUGAUCUCGACGGACGUGUGGGCUCGCGGUCUGGACGUUCCUCAAGUUUCUCUGAUCAUCAACUACGACCUGCCCAACAAUCGAGAGCUGUACAUCCACAGGAUCGGCCGCUCUGGUCGCUACGGCCGCAAAGGCGUGGCCAUCAACUUUGUGAAGAACGACGACAUCAGGAUCCUGCGUGACAUCGAGCAGUACUACUCCACGCAGAUCGACGAGAUGCCCAUGAAUGUGGCUGAUCUGAUCUGAUGUGCUCGGCCGGACCAGGACUGUUACGGUGUCCCUCUUUUAGCUUCUGCCUCAACUUCCUGUUGAGUGGGAGGACCAUCAGUGUCUUGUUUUUGUAAAUAAAGCUCCCCCCGUGUUACUAUAGCAACAGCUGACAAGAUGGUGUCCAUGUAAUUGUUUGUUUAUUUCACAAUAAAAAUUCAACAAACAA
Molecule: messenger RNA, 1522 nt
Organism: Phyllopteryx taeniolatus (common seadragon)
Lineage: Eukaryota; Metazoa; Chordata; Actinopteri; Syngnathiformes; Syngnathidae
Gene: eif4a3
Product: eukaryotic translation initiation factor 4A3
Exons: 12
Coding region: 112-1332 (406 amino acids)
Cellular component (GO): catalytic step 2 spliceosome; nucleolus
Molecular function (GO): ATP binding; RNA helicase activity; mRNA binding
Source: RefSeq, a predicted model, not a curated record